This is a messenger RNA of Diuraphis noxia (Russian wheat aphid), 1337 nucleotides long. It is a transcript of the gene SNF4Agamma, whose product is annotated as SNF4/AMP-activated protein kinase gamma subunit. Gene Ontology annotation, biological process: regulation of catalytic activity; protein phosphorylation. Gene Ontology annotation, molecular function: AMP binding; protein kinase regulator activity; protein kinase binding. NCBI's taxonomy places the organism in Eukaryota, Metazoa, Arthropoda, Insecta, Hemiptera, Aphididae. The record is from RefSeq and is a predicted model, not a curated record. Gene Ontology annotation, cellular component: cytoplasm; nucleus; nucleotide-activated protein kinase complex.
CGGCACAUCGAUAUAGUGAAACAAAAAACAAAAACACAGGGGAAAAUAAUAAUAAUUCUUCAGCUUUCGCAAAGCCAACCGUUGUUGUUAAGGUUUUGUUUAUUGGUAAUCUGUUAAUGAUCGGUUCACACCGACCGUCGUCCUCUCCGAGUGUUCGACAGUUUUUCGUCUCUCACUCCCUUUGUUUCAGGGCCUCGGAUCAUAAUGGUUGGCCGGUACAUUUUUUAAGAAACUAAGGGAUCCCCAUACCCAAUGUUUUGUGGGGGCAAUUGUUUUAUUGAUUGGUAUUCGUUCUUUCAAAAUGUUCACUGGUGUUUCGAUGCUUUGUAUUGGAAAUUAAGGUGAGAAUGUCAUCUACAACUGGGAAGCAAAGUAACAACACUGGACAGGAUGAUGAGGGUGAAGAAGAGGACGACGAAKUUGGGGACCUGGUGUCUGCCAUCAAUUACAACACCAUUAAUUAUAACACUAUAUCAUCUAUGGCAGUGCUCAAAGAAAUACUUGGAGCUCAAGAUAGUCCUGAAGACGCUGAUUGGUUUCAACAUUAUUUUUUGCGUCACGUUAAUCGUUUACCAUCACGAAGUCAUCAGUUUAUUGGUAGACGUCUUUCAGAAUGUAAAGAAGAAGAUGAACAUAUUGAAAAUAAUUUAAAAUCAACAUUGACAGACGACCAACUGAGUAGUGCUAACAUAAGUGCUAAAUCAACACCUCCAAUAUCACCAUUAUCACACCAUAGAGAUAAACAUUUUUUUGAUGUUAAUUUGGUAGAAAUGAAGUCUCAGGCAUCUUCUACAUCCACUUUAGAUUAUGAUUCAAUGGAUGAAGUAUGGAUUAAACGUAACGAUGCAGAAACAUCAAAACGUCGAACGGAACUUGGAUCACAACCUUUACCAACUACAGCAGAUGAUUCAGAUGGUCAAUGUGUAUCAAUCAACCGUCCGAGAUCUGGUACUUGGAGCAAAGGAGGUUCUGCUCCUGUACUCUUGCCUGCAGUGGUUGCUGCUCUGGCUAAAACUAAAAAAGGACCAGUUGGUGUGGAAAGACGUCAAUCUGGAGAUGAUAUUUUAGCUAAAGGYACUCCAAAAAUACAACCGUCAAAAAGUAAAUCACAACAAUUGCAAUCACAACUAGUCCAGCAAUCYCAAACUACCCAAAAAAAAAUGUCACCAAAACCUCGUUCUGGACAAUCUCCUUCUCAUACUCGUAAAACAAAUACACUUCUAGAUGCUUUUAGACCUAGAUCAAAAUCUGAUGCAGCAUCUAAAAAGAACAACACAAUUAUAUUACAAAUGAAAAACUCUAUUCAAAACACUCAAUCUACUGUUCAAAAAGUUUAG